CCUAUCUCCUCCAACCUUAUCCGACCCAAUCCAUCGUUCUUUCCUCUCUACCAGUUUACUGGUUCAUUUCCUUUCAGAUGGGUCUCUACUGUAUUCAAAGCAAUUAAAGUUUGAAUUUUUCAUUGAGAUUGAGCAAAGACCAAGAUAAAACUCCCCAAUGGCUGCAGUUGCAGGUGCAUCUUCAUGGCCAUCUAAGCUCUCUCCUGUUGCCUCUUUUACCCCACCCUUACCCCACAAGAUAACACUGAAUAUUUGGACACUUUCAAUUACCAACCACUUGAGAGGACAAGCAGAUUCAGAAUACCCAAUUUCCACAACAAAACAUUGCAAUAACAAGGCUAAUUUCUCACACUUGACACCCUUAUAUGCAACCUUGAGACCAAAAGGGUUUGGUCCCUCCCCAAAGAAAACUAAGAAGCCCAAGAAACCCAACAAGCCGAGAGAAGAUGAUGAAGAUGAGACAGAAGAGGAAGAAGAAGAUGAUGGAGAGGAAGGUGUAAUACCAGAGAUAGUGACAAAUAGGAUGAUAAGCAGGAUGGGUUUCACAGUUGGGAUUCCUCUGUUCAUUGGGCUGUUGUUCUUCCCAUUCUUUUACUACCUCAAAGUUGGUCUGAAAAUUGAUGUUCCCACAUGGGUUCCUUUCAUUGUGUCAUUCAUCUUCUUUGGAACAGCUCUCCUUGGUGUCAGCUAUGGGAUUGUGUCCUCUAGUUGGGAUCCAUUGAGAGAAGGGUCUUUCUUGGGUUGGAAUGAAGCUCAGAAAAAUUGGCCUGUAUUUUGGCAAUCUCUUAGGGGUGGAUCUGGAAAGAAGUGAGGCAUAUGGUAUUUGUCUCCUGUAGUUCCAACAGAUUUUGGUAGAAAUUUUGAUGAGCGUUAUUAAUAGUUCAUGCUGCAAAAGUAUCUAAUUGCUUUUGAUUUUGUAUAUAUAUAUAUAUAUAUAUAAUAUCAGGCUUUUUUUCUUA
This is a messenger RNA of Ziziphus jujuba (common jujube), 959 nucleotides long. RefSeq names its product protein PAM68, chloroplastic. The coding region runs from base 158 to 811 and encodes 217 amino acids. The transcript has 2 exons. NCBI's taxonomy places the organism in Eukaryota, Viridiplantae, Streptophyta, Magnoliopsida, Rosales, Rhamnaceae. The record is from RefSeq and is a predicted model, not a curated record.